CGGGGGGGCGGGCCGGGGCCGAUCGGGAGGCGGAGCCCGGAGCUGGGGGCUGCUGGCGAGCGGCUCCCACGGCUCCUCCGCCCGGGCGCCCGCCGCCGCCGCCGCCGCCGCCGCUUCCUCCGCCGCGGCCGCUCGCAGCACCGCAGCGCCUCCCGCCAUGGCCGCCGCCGGCGCCCGGCGCAGCCCCGGCCCCGGCCCCGGCCCCGGCCCCGGGCUCGGCGCGCGGCUGCGGCUCCGCUUCCAGCCGCCGCCGCCGCUGCUGUGCCUGCUCCUGCUGCCGCCGCUGCUGCUGCCCGGCGCCGCCGCCGCCGCCGCCGCCUCGCGGGAGCCCGACAGCCCGUGCCGGCUCAAGACCGUCACCGUGUCCACGCUGCCCGCGCUGCGGGAGAGCGACAUCGGCUGGAGCGGUGGCCGCGCCGGGGCCGCCCCGGGGACCGGAGCCGCCGCCGCCGCCGCCGCUGCUGCUGCCGCCGCCGCCGCCGCCGCCGCCGCCGCGUCCCCGGGCUCGGCCGGCUCCUCCGCGGGCUCCGCCGCCGACUCGCGCCUGCUGCUCUUUGUGCGCAACGAGCUGCCCGGGCGCAUCGCGGUGCAGGAUGACCUGGACAACACCGAGCUGCCCUUCUUCACCCUGGAGAUGUCAGGAACAGCCGCGGACAUCUCGCUGGUGCACUGGAGACAGCAGUGGCUUGAGAAUGGCACCUUGUACUUCCACGUCUCCAUGAGCAGCUCUGGGCAGCUGGCUCGGUCCACCACCCCCACACUCCAGGAGCCCUCAGAGAUUGUGGAAGAGCAGAUGCACAUCCUCCACAUAUCCGUGAUGGGCGGCCUCAUCGCGCUGCUGCUCCUGCUGCUGGUGUUCACCGUGGCACUGUAUGCCCAGCGGCGCUGGCAGAAGCGGCGCCGCAUCCCCCAGAAGAGUGCCAGUACGGAAGCCACUCACGAGAUCCACUACAUCCCAUCCGUACUGCUGGGUCCCCAGGCCCGAGAAAGCUUCCGCUCCUCCAGGCUGCAGGCCCACAAUUCCGUCAUUGGGGUACCCAUCCGGGAGACCCCCAUCCUGGAUGACUACGACUACGAAGAGGAUGAUGAGCCUCCUCGGCGGGCCAACCACGUCUCUCGCGAGGACGAUUUUGGAAGUCAGGUGACCCACACGCUGGACAGCCUGGGCCGACCAGGGGAAGAGAAGGGAGACUUCGAGAAGAAAGCAGCAGCUGAGGCGACGCAGGAGACAGUGGAGUCCCUGAUGCAGAAAUUCAAGGAGAGUUUCCGAGCUAACACACCCAUCGAGAUUGGUCAGCUGCACUCAGCGCCUCGCAGCAUCUCGGCAGGGAAGCGGAAGCGGAGGAGCAAGUCUCGAGGGGGGAUCAGCUUUGGGAGGAGCAAGGGAACGUCAGGCUCAGAGGCAGAUGAUGAGACGCAGCUCACCUUCUAUACGGAGCAGUACCGCAGCCGCCGCCGCAGCAAAGGUUUGUUGAAAAGCCCAGUGAACAAGACAGCCCUGACACUGAUUGCUGUGAGUUCCUGCAUCCUGGCCAUGGUAUGUGGCAGCCAGAUGUCCUGUCCGCUCACUGUGAAGGUGACCCUGCAUGUGCCUGAACACUUCAUUGCAGAUGGGAGCAGCUUCGUGGUGAGUGAAGGGAGUUACCUGGACAUUUCUGAUUGGUUAAAUCCAGCCAAGCUGUCUCUGUAUUACCAGAUCAAUGCCACCUCCCCAUGGGUGAGGGACCUUUGCGGACAGAGGACGACAGAUGCCUGUGAACAGCUCUGUGACCCAGAUACCGGAGAGUGCAGCUGCCACGAAGGCUACGCUCCGGACCCAGUCCACAGACACCUGUGUGUGCGCAGUGACUGGGGACAGAGUGAAGGACCUUGGCCUUACACAACACUUGAGAGGGGCUAUGAUCUGGUGACUGGGGAGCAGGCCCCUGAAAAGAUUCUCAGGUCUACUUUCAGCUUGGGCCAAGGACUCUGGCUUCCGGUCAGCAAAAGCUUUGUGGUUCCACCUGUGGAGCUGUCCAUCAACCCCCUGGCUAGCUGCAAGACUGAUGUCCUCGUCACAGAAGACCCUGCUGAUGUCAGGGAAGAAGCAAUGCUGUCCACAUACUUUGAAACCAUCAACGAUCUGCUGUCCUCCUUCGGGCCAGUCCGUGACUGCUCUCGUAACAAUGGGGGCUGCACUCGAAACUUCAAGUGUGUGUCUGACCGCCAGGUGGACUCCUCAGGAUGUGUGUGCCCCGAGGAGCUGCGGCCCAUGAAGGACGGCUCUGGCUGCUACGACCACUCCAAGGGCAUCGACUGCUCGGAUGGCUUCAAUGGCGGCUGUGAGCAGCUGUGCCUGCAGCAGACGCUUCCCCUGCCCUACGAUGCCACUUCUAGCACCAUCUUCAUGUUCUGCGGUUGUGUGGAGGAGUACAAACUGGCUCCUGAUGGAAAAUCCUGCCUAAUGCUCUCAGAUGUCUGCGAGGGCCCCAAGUGCCUCAAAUCCGACUCCAAAUUCAAUGACACACUUUUUGGAGAGAUGCUGCAUGGUUACAAUAAUCGGACCCAGCAUGUGAACCAGGGCCAAGUUUUCCAGAUGACCUUCAGGGAAAACAACUUCAUCAAGGACUUUCCUCAGCUGGCCGACGGGCUGUUGGUGAUCCCACUGCCGGUGGAGGAGCAGUGCCGCGGGGUCCUCUCGGAGCCCCUCCCAGACCUCCAGCUGCUCACGGGAGACAUCAGGUAUGACGAGGCCAUGGGCUACCCCAUGGUGCAGCAGUGGCGGGUCCGAAGCAACCUGUACCGCGUGAAGCUCAGCACCAUCACCCUGUCUGCAGGCUUCACCAACGUGCUCAAGAUCCUGACCAAGGCGAGCAGCCGGGAGGAGCUGCUGUCCUUCAUCCAGCACUACGGCUCCCACUACAUCGCAGAGGCGCUCUACGGCUCCGAGCUCACCUGCAUCAUCCACUUCCCCAGCAAGAAGGUCCAGCAGCAGCUGUGGCUCCAGUACCAGAAAGAGACCACUGAGUUGGGCAGCAAGAAAGAACUCAAGUCAAUGCCCUUCAUCACCUACCUCUCAGGUCUGCUGACAGCCCAGAUGCUGUCAGAUGACCAGCUCAUCUCAGGUGUAGAGAUCCGCUGCGAGGAGAAAGGCCGCUGCCCAUCCACCUGCCAUCUCUGCCGCCGGCCAGGCAAGGAACAGCUGAGCCCCACACCAGUGCUGCUGGAAAUCAACCGUGUGGUGCCACUUUAUACCCUCAUCCAAGACAACGGCACCAAGGAGGCCUUCAAGAGCGCGCUGAUGAGCUCCUACUGGUGCUCAGGGAAAGGGGACGUGAUCGACGACUGGUGCAGGUGUGACCUCAGCGCCUUUGAUGCCAGCGGGCUCCCUAACUGCAGCCCCCUCCCACAGCCGGUGCUGCGGCUGUCCCCAACAGUGGAGCCCUCCAGCACUGUGGUGUCCUUGGAGUGGGUGGAUGUUCAACCAGCUAUCGGGACCAAAGUCUCCGACUAUAUUCUACAGCACAAGAAGGUGGAUGAAUACACUGACACAGACCUCUAUACGGGAGAAUUCCUGAGUUUUGCGGAUGACUUGCUCUCUGGCCUGGGUACAUCUUGUGUGGCAGCGGGUCGAAGCCAUGGAGAGGCUCCUGAAGUCAGUAUCUACUCCGUCAUCUUCAAGUGUCUGGAGCCCGACGGUCUCUACAAGUUUACUCUGUAUGCUGUGGAUACACGAGGGAGGCACUCGGAGCUCAGUACGGUGACCUUAAGGACAGCUUGUCCACUGGUGGAUGACAAUAAAGCAGAAGAGAUUGCUGACAAGAUCUACAAUCUGUACAAUGGGUACACAAGUGGAAAGGAACAGCAGACUGCCUACAACACACUGAUGGAGGUCUCUGCCUCCAUGCUGUUCCGUGUCCAGCACCACUACAACUCACACUAUGAGAAGUUUGGAGAUUUUGUCUGGAGGAGUGAAGAUGAGCUGGGGCCCAGGAAGGCCCACCUGAUUCUACGGCGGCUGGAGAGGGUGAGUGGACACUGUUCCAGUCUCCUGCGAAGCGCCCACAUCCAGAGCCGGGUGGACACCGUGCCCUACCUGUUCUGUCGCAGCGAGGAGGUGCGGCCAGCGGGCAUGGUGUGGUACAGCAUCCUCAAGGACACCCGAAUCACCUGCGAGGAGAAGAUGGUGUCCAUGGCCCGGAACACGUACGGGGAGUCCAAGGGCCGGUGAGGGAAGGUACCACCCUCCGAGAGCACAGAGACCCUCCAAGGGAGGGAGUGCAGGACGCUCGCAGACCCUGGGGCCUGGGUGGGCUGGGGGGCAGCUGAGGAGGGGCCAGCCGCCAAGGCCCACCAGCAAGGCCAAAGCAAACACUUUCUCUUGUGGAUAGCCAACAGAGAACUUUGUAAUCACUGGAUUACUUUCUUUCUCCCUCUUAUCUCUUUUAUUAUAUUUUUUUUCCUUCUAAGCUAUUAUUUGACUCUUUCAAAGCCUCUCCUUUUUAAACUUUUUUCUCAUGGAUGGUGAGCAAUCCCAAGGCAGGAGACCAAGCGGCCUUUCCUCUUAAUCCUUCCUCCUGCCGUGCACAGCUUCUUUCCUACCCUGGAGCCCCGGUGGGGAACUGAUGGAGACUCUCUCACCUCUUGGACAUCAGGAAGGAGCACCCCCUCCCCCAAGCAUCACUCCCCCCCAAGGAAUGUUGCAGCGAGGAAGCUUGGGUCUUUAGGACUUUUUGUUUUUCUUUCCCAAGAUCCUGUUGAGUUCACAGGACCCCUGCCUCUUCCUGCUACCUGUCGGUCUACACAGAGACCUGGCAGGAAUUUCAUGCAUUAAAAAAUUCCUAUCGUCUCUCUA
Molecule: messenger RNA, 4834 nt
Organism: Sorex araneus (European shrew)
Lineage: Eukaryota; Metazoa; Chordata; Mammalia; Eulipotyphla; Soricidae
Gene: ASTN2
Product: astrotactin 2
Exons: 23
Coding region: 158-4210 (1350 amino acids)
Biological process (GO): neuron migration; neuron cell-cell adhesion
Molecular function (GO): protein binding
Source: RefSeq, a predicted model, not a curated record